Messenger RNA from Polyodon spathula (Mississippi paddlefish), 2484 nucleotides. Its product is annotated as gamma-aminobutyric acid receptor subunit beta-1. Gene Ontology annotation, cellular component: GABA-A receptor complex; membrane; synapse. The coding region runs from base 594 to 2027 and encodes 477 amino acids. NCBI's taxonomy places the organism in Eukaryota, Metazoa, Chordata, Actinopteri, Acipenseriformes, Polyodontidae. The record is from RefSeq and is a predicted model, not a curated record. Gene Ontology annotation, molecular function: GABA-A receptor activity; extracellular ligand-gated monoatomic ion channel activity; neurotransmitter receptor activity. Gene Ontology annotation, biological process: chemical synaptic transmission; nervous system process; regulation of membrane potential. The transcript has 9 exons.
CUGUGUAAGGGUAGUUUAACUAGAUAGAAACGUUUGUUUUUUACGCACUGCGAUUUUUUGAAAAAAAAAAGGAAAAAUGCAUUUUGUAUUCGACCCCAAAAAAUAAUGAACUUGAUUGCUAAUCCGUGACGUGCAGUUAAUGUAUGAUAAGGACUUUCAAGCUUCCAGGUAACACUCGGAGAUGCGCAGAUUCCAAACGUGCUUGUUUUCCAGGAUGUCCUAUGGACUGGAUGAUUAAAGGUGGAUGGAAAUCUUACAACACAGGGACCUGCUUGAUGCAAAUCUGAGCCGUAGUGCUGUUUCUGCUCAGAUGCUAGAAUUAGCCAGAGGGAAUAAGGUCUGAACAGCACUUUCAUUUAAUUAAAACAACAGCAUACCUGCAAUUGCUUGGAUAGCGUAAAAUCAUUUGUAAGUCUGAUAUCUUUUCAGUGUCUUGCAAGGGAAAUUGAUUCCAACCAAUGUUUUGAUGUUGGCAAAGCUUUGCGCGCAUGCGUUUGUCUUGUCAGAAUUACUGCACUGCCUAGGACUAAGUUGCAUUCCUUUCAAUCAGUUGCAAUCUUCGCGUAAAGACAUUUAUUUAAUCAAAGUUAGGAAUGUGGAGAGUUCAAGACCGUGGAUGUUUCGGGAUUUUAUCUUUUCCCAUGAUGGUGGCCGUGGUCUGCUGUGCACAAAGCGUUAAUGAGCCCAGCAACAUGUCAUAUGUGAAAGAAACCGUGGAUAAAUUGCUCAAAGGAUAUGACAUUCGCUUAAGGCCUGAUUUUGGAGGUCUCCCUUUAGAUGUUGGAAUGAGCAUAGACAUCGCCAGCAUUGAUAUGGUCUCAGAAGUCAAUAUGGAUUAUACUCUCACAAUGUACUUUCAACAGUACUGGAGGGACAAACGGCUUUCCUACUCUGGAAUACCUCUCAACCUGACACUAGACAACAGAGUGGCAGAUCAGCUGUGGGUGCCUGAUACCUACUUCCUCAAUGACAAGAAAUCGUUUGUGCACGGCGUCACUGUAAAAAACAGAAUGAUCCGGCUGCACCCUGAUGGAUCCGUGCUCUAUGGACUCAGAAUUACCACUACAGCAGCAUGCAUGAUGGAUCUGCGCAGGUAUCCCCUUGAUGAGCAGAACUGCACUCUGGAGAUAGAAAGCUAUGGCUACACUACUGAUGAUAUUGAGUUUUACUGGAAAGGGGGAGAAACUGCAGUCACAGGAGUCGCCAACAUUGAAUUGCCACAGUUCUCCAUCAUGGAUUAUAAAAUGCUGUCCACAAAAGUGAAGUUCACAACAGGAUCGUAUCCCAGGUUGUCACUCAGUUUUCAACUGAAAAGAAACAUAGGCUACUUCAUCUUGCAAACAUACAUGCCUUCAACUCUGAUAACAAUUCUAUCCUGGGUGUCCUUUUGGAUCAACUAUGAUGCUUCUGCUGCAAGAGUUGCUUUGGGAAUUACAACUGUGCUGACAAUGACAACCAUCAACACUCAUCUCAGGGAGACUCUGCCUAAGAUCCCUUAUGUAAAAGCCAUUGACAUUUACCUGAUCGGGUGUUUUGUGUUUGUGUUCUUGGCCCUCCUGGAGUAUGCCUUUGUGAACUACAUAUUCUUUGGAAGGGGACCUCAGCUCCAAAAGAAGGCCACAGAAAAAGCUGCAAAGGCCAACAAUGAGAAGAGUAAACUAGAAACCAACGAAGUGCAGGUUGACGCCCAUGGAAACAUCCUUCUAAACACCCUGGAAAUCAGAAACGAAGUUAGUGGCUCUGAGGUUUUGACAAGCAUAAAUGACCCCAGAGCCACUAUGUUUUCUUACGAUAGUGCCAGCAUCCAGUACAGAAAGCCAAUGACAAGCCGUGACGUCUAUGGGAGGAAUGCAGCAGACAGACAUGUCGUUCAUAAAAAGGGUCGCUUACGGAGAAGGACUUCUCAACUUAAAAUCAAGAUUCCUGAUUUGACUGAUGUUAAUGCCAUAGACAAGUGGUCCAGAAUCAUUUUUCCAAUCACAUUUACAUUUUUUAAUGUUGUCUACUGGCUUUAUUAUGUGCAUUAGGUUGGUCACAUGUUUGUUCUGCCCUGUAUGUGUCUAUUGAUGAAGCUAUUUGUAUUUAUUAACACGUAAAGGACUGCGAUGUAUACUUGCAAGGUCAAGGUAAGGUGUUCACCAUUUUGUUUUUGUGUCUGUGUACCCGUAUGUAUCCAAUGUUUUAUCCAUUUUAUCCAGACGCAUGUAUAAUAUAUAUUUUAAUGACUUACUUUAAAUUUCAUAAAAAAUGUGUGAGAAUUCAUACAGGGAUUUCAUUUGUUAUGGCUUCAAGCACUGUCCUUGAAGAAACGCCCAUUUUGCAUUUGAUGAGCUGUACAAUUCUAAUCUCUUUGUUUUUUAAAGACUUUCAAAAACCCAGAGCAGGAAGACACUGAAUCCUUCCUGUAUCCAACCCAGUGAAGUUUAGAUUUGGCCUUAUCUAAAUUAUGUAAGAUGUGAUUUUCUUUAAAAAGAAAUCAGGUAU